Molecule: messenger RNA, 731 nt
Organism: Caenorhabditis sp. 36 PRJEB53466
Lineage: Eukaryota; Metazoa; Nematoda; Chromadorea; Rhabditida; Rhabditidae
Source: the annotation of a GenBank genome assembly
AUGCCGGUUGACGCAAAGAAACUGGUCAAAAAAGCGAGUCAGCAUAUGAAGCCGGUUGAGAAGUUUGCAUGCGAAUCACCGCGAAACCAUACGACAGAAGGGUGAGUAUCAGAAUUCAUAUUUUCAAGAGUAAUUUUAAAUUUCAGAGAAAUCAUUAGUUUCGAUUAUAUGUGGGCGACACACGUGACAGACGAAGACUUCGAGUGGGUAUUCUCUUUGUUCAAGUCGAAUAUGCAGAGCAUGUAAGCGAUUUUCACAUUAAGAAUAAGCGAAAACGGAUUAUUUCAGGUACCAAAUGUCUCAAUGGGGGUACGACGAGAACUCGAAGCGCAACGAGCUCCGCGCCACGACUGCUCGCUUCAUAUUUGCUAAGAACUCGAUGGGCGAGAAAAUCGGAUUCCUGACGUACCGAUUCGUUGUCGACACCGGGCUUCCAGUCGCCUACUGCUGGGAACUUCAAAUUCUGCCCGGCUACCAGAAGAAAGGCAUUGGAGGCAUGAUGCUCGACACUCUGGAGAGGCUCUCUUCCAAGUAAGCAUAAUCGUCACUUCUGAUUCAUAUUAAAUAUUUUCAGAACCGGCAUGGAAAAGGUGCUGGCGACGGUCUUCCUUUACAACUCGCCGUCGCUCGGAUUCUUCCACAAGCACGGCUACUCCAGCGACGAAACGUGUCCGCCUGACGAUUCCGGACUCGAUUAUGCGAUUCUCUCGAAAAAAACACCCGCUAAAUAG